AUCACCUACAGGGAAUGAAUUCACCAACUCUCCUCGACCGCCAAGAACGUACGUGAGUGUGAAUUGCGAUGGAUUAUUUCCGUUAAAUCUCCCAGUUUUUCGGCCUCGAGUGUUGAUUAGCAGCAGCUGCCGAGGAGCCGUGACGGCAAGUAAACUGUCGGCGGGGCAGUAGAGCGCCUCCACGAUGGCCAGUCCAGAGGAAGUGAUCGAGGCGGUGACCGAGACCUCAGCGGCGGACACACUGGGGAGAAGACGCUUCUCACGUGACAUCUACAGCCUGAGUCCUGAUGAGUUGGACGGCCUCAUGUCCAGCAGCGAUGGACGCCCGUUCCUGACCGUGCAUCAUCUUCCUGACAUGAAGGAGACGGGCGUCCCGUACCUGAUGCCCGGCGUCCCUGUCACGUGUAAAGUGGACAACACAGAGAAGUACACGACUCGAUCAAAGGUGCGUGUAGGUACCCUGUACACCGUGAGGCUAACACACGGUCACUUCCACUGGACAGUGAAGAGGAAAUACAAACAUUUCCAGGAGCUGCACCGAGACCUUUACAAGCACAGGAUGAUGAUCCACCUGCUGCCCCUGGGACGAUUUGCGAAGGAGCGUCAGCAGCUGAGGGGCAUGACCGAGGAGAUGCCCAGUCUUCACGGGACAGAGCGAACCAGGAGGACGUCCAGUAAAAUGAAAUACUUGGAGGAGUACCUGAACGGUCUGCUGGAGAACGCCUUCUGUAGGAAUGAUCACAGCAUGCUGGAGUUCCUCUCUGUCGGGGCGCUCUCCUUCAUCACUGAUCUCGGACCCAAAGGCUUGGAAGGGCCUAUUUUUAAGAGGUCAGGAGGUCACAGGAUCCAGGGUCUGAACUGCAUCGGUCACCACCAGUUCUGCUUCCGCUGGUCGCGUCGGUGGCUGGUGGUCAAAGACUCUUUCCUGAUGUACAUGAACCGAGACAACGGCUACAUCAACUUUGUGCUGCUCUUCGACCCCGAGUUCAACGUGAAAGUGGGCCGAGCGUACACCAACACUAAAUAUGGAGUCUGCAUCGAGAACUUCACACGAAAUCUGAUCAUCAAAUGCAGCAGCUACAGACAGGCUCAAUGGUGGAGCCACGAAAUCAACCAGCUCUCAGAAUCCUGCGACUUCCUCAAAGUGCAGCGCUUCGAUGGGUUACUGCCACCGCGGCAGAACACGCUCACCAAAUGGUAUGUGAAUGGCAGUGGCUACUUCUCAGACCUGGCUGAUGCUCUUGAACAAGCCAGGGAGGAGAUCUUCAUCACUGACUGGUGGCUCAGCCCUGAAGUGUUUCUGAAAAGACCAGCGACUGACACCUACUGGCGACUGGACCAGAUCCUCAGACGUAAAGCAGAACAAGGAGUCAAAGUGUGUGUUCUGCUGUACAAAGAGGUGGAGCUGGCCCUCGGCAUCAACAGUGAGCACAGCAAGAGGACCCUCAUGAAUAUGCACCCCAACAUCAAGGUGAUGCGACACCCCGACCACGUGUCCUCCGUGGUGCUGCUGUGGGCCCACCACGAGAAGAUGGUGGCCAUCGAUCAGACCGUGGCUUUUGUCGGGGGAAUAGACCUGGCGUUCGGGAGGUGGGACGACAGUCAGUACCGACUCACCGACCUGGGAUCGACGGAAGAGUCGACGACGACGACUGAAGAGGAGAAACAAAACAAAGAAGGCAACGGUGAGGUUGAUGGUUCGAAACCAGCAGACGCAGCGGAGCAGGAUCCUGACAGUUUGACGGGCAACACUAAACUGUGGCUGGGCAAAGACUACAGCAACUUCAUCAAGAAAGACUGGGUGCAGCUGGACAGACCGUUCGAAGAUAACAUUGACCGUACUCAAAUCCCCCGCAUGCCCUGGCGUGACCUCUCUGCUGCUGUUCACGGCCGAGCUGCCAGGGACUUGGCACGCCACUUCAUCCAGCGCUGGAACUUCACCAAGAUCUUCAAAAACAAAUACAAGGACACCUUCUACCCCUACCUUCUUCCCAAGUCUCAGUGCACGGCCGACGCACUUCCAUUCACCGUGCCUGGAUCCAGUAAAGCCAGAGUUCAGGUGCUGCGUUCUGCUGAUCGAUGGUCGACUGGGACCUGUGAGUGCUCCAUCCUCAACGCCUACAUCCACACCAUUGAGAACAGUGAGCACUACAUCUACAUCGAGAACCAGUUCUUCAUCAGCUGUGCCGAUGGGAAGACCAUCUACAAUGGUAUCGGCGACGCCAUCGUCAACAGAAUCCUUCGUGCUCACAGAGAGAAGAAGAAGUACAGGGUGUUUGUGGUGAUCCCGCUGCUCCCUGGGUUUGAAGGCGACGUCAGUGCCGGCGGUGGAAACGCCAUCCAGGCCAUUUUACACUUCACCUACAGGACCAUAUGCAGGGGAGAAAACUCCAUCCUGUCCAGACUCAGUGAAGUUGAAGACAUGUGGACGGAGUACAUCACCUUCUGUGGCCUGAGAACUCACUCUCAGCUCUCGGCGUCGCUCGUCACUGAACUCAUCUACGUUCACAGCAAGACCCUGAUCGCUGACGACCGCUGCUACAUCAUCGGAUCAGCCAACAUCAACGACCGCAGCAUGCUGGGCAGCAGAGAUAGCGAGUUGGCAGUGUUUGUGGAGGAUGAAGAGCGGGUGUCGUCAAUCAUGGGAGGGGAGGAGUAUCAGGCUGGACCGCUCACUCUGGCUCUGCGCAAAGAGUGUUUCAGCGUCCUGGUUGGAGCUUCUUCAGAUCCGAGUAUCAACUACGACGAUCCAAUCAGUGACCAUUUCUUUUUCUUGGUGUGGAACACAUUCGCUAGAGAGAACGCCAUCAUUUACGACAAGGUCUUCAGUUGUCUUCCACGCGAUGGAGUCAAAAACGUGCAGGAGCUGAAGGAGAACUCCAACAAGGAGCGCCUGUGUGACACAGACCGUGAUCAGGCCCUGCAGGAGCUGAAGGGGGUUCGAGGACUUCUGGUCCACUUCCCCCUGAAAUACUUACAGGAGGAGAAUCUGCUGCCCCCUCUGGCCACUAAAGAGGGCAUGGCUCCUGUUGGCCUGUGGACAUAAACCAUGACUCAGUCCAGGUCAGACCACCACGUGCCGUUCAAAGGGCUGCUGUACCUCACACUCAUGUUUAACACAGUCAUAUAGUUGUUUUUUUUAAUGAAAAUACCGUCACUUUAGGAUCAUGUAUUUUUAAACCACUAAUGCUUUUGUACUGUGUUUUUAACUAAUGAUGAUGUAGUUUAAAAAAUAACCACUAAAAUAUAGAUUUUCUAACAGUGAGUGAUCUUAAAGAGAAGUAAAAUGACCUUUGUUGACCAGUUUGUACACGUUCACGAUGGAACUACUACAGCAGCUACGUCAGAAAUCGGUUACAUUCAAACUCCUCCUGGUAGCUACAUCUCACUGUUACAGGCACAGAGGCAUUGAUAGUGUGGUGAGCAAAAAUAGAGUGGAACUGUGGAAGUGAAUUUGAGUGAGACCAAAAUAGAUGUGUUUUAAGACACGUUUAGCUUACUUGCUAACAGCUAACAAGCAGUGCUGUCCUGCUUUACUCAGAGGUAACGAGGAUCUCUAAAUCUCAGUUCUGCAGACAGUCAAUUUUCAUUUUCGCUUUAAAUUUAAACUCACACUUACAGUUGUUGGGUUAUAGUCGCUGGCGGCGGUUGCCGUGUCGACCAGCCUCGAGUGUCUAGUGUUAUCUCCAACUCCCUCUUUUGGGGAGGUGCUAACAGCGUGAAUGAAAUUCGCAGGUUUGGAAACAGUCUGAACUGCAGGACAGGACGUGAAGAAAACACUAAAAAUGAAUGUAUGGGUGGGACGAGUGUGGAGAGGAGAGGAGAGGAGAGGAGAGGAGAGGCAGUGCUGGAAAUCAGACUCCUGACAUUCUCUGGGAACACUGUGUACAUGUAUACGAGCAGAGAUGUGAGGUGGGUGGGUGGGUUUUACUGCCUCCCUCUCCAUCACUCACUCUCUGUUUCUCCCCCCCUCUCCCUCUCUGUCUCUCACUCUCCCUCUCUCCCUCGGAAGCUUCACCUCUCUCUACAGAGCCAACAAAUCUGUCAGAACAUUUGUGGUUGUUAUGGUGACGGAUAUAAAAAGAUGAUGGUUUGGAACAGAAAUAAAGACUGGAUUUAAAAGUGCAAAAAAAAAGAGAGAGGGAGAUAUAAGUGAUGAGCGUCUGUAGCAGGAAACAGAGGCUAAUAUGUGAAAAUCAGACUGAGAAAAAUCUGGAAAAAUCUAUUGUGUUAAACAUAAGAUACAAUAGGGGGGGAGGGGGGGGGGACAAGGUGAAAUAAAUAACAAUGUGCCUGGUCAGAACACUGAUGUACAUCAGCAUUUUAUUGCAGCAUUUUUAUUAUUUUUAUUUUUUUUCUAUAUUCUGUUUCAAUAGUUUGACAGGAUGUUUCUGUUGUAGUAUUUUUUCUAACACUACAUAUUAAUGGUUGCUACAUUUAUCCUUUUAUCAAUUUCAAAGUUAAAUUUCCUUCAUCUGAGCCACAGUGAAUAUUGUGACAACUACUUCACCAUCUGAAGAGUCUGUACAUUAGAUGGUAAAUCCAGAUCAAAGCGUCUUCAAUAACGCUUGAAUUUGUUUGGAAAUGCCAGUGUAACUGACUUUAGAUGCCGUGUUCGUAUUGGAAUUUUCCCACAGCCGUAAAUCAAAUGUGAGAAAAUUGGAUUCUCUAGUAUAAUUUCCACUAUUUAAAGGUUUUUAAUGUGGGGUGAAAACUGUACAAUUAUUCUUCUGACAGUCGUCUGGGCAGCAUCAACAGGGCAGGGUGAACUGUGGUGACGUCUGCGGCCACUCACAGCUAACAAAACCAGCAUUUAUAAAUGAUCUGCUCUGGAUUUAGGCAACGUCACAAAUGUUGUUCAUAUUUUAGCCUGUAUGCCCUGAAUUUGAAAAAAACAAAACAACCCAACAAAUUAGGAAUGGAAAUUAUCUUUGUCUUUUAGACUAGAAAAGAAGUUAACAUUUGGCUGCAAGUCAUUUUUUAUAAGAACUUAUAUUUAUGCUGUAUUACAGUUUCUUUUGAGCCAUUACUCUGUGUCAUAUGUGAUAAACAGAGAUGUGCAUGACGUGCAUCCCUGUUCAGUGAGUAAGAGUCUUCACUACUUCACUGAAUGUCUCCGUUCACAGAAUAGCCAGUAAAACCUUCAGUGGUUACAGAUGUUUUGUUUCUUUCACAGUGAUUCAUUGGAGGAUAUGAACAUCUUUUAUAAACCCUUUCACUCCAGAACAUUUUAUUUUUCUCUAAAAAAAAAGAAGCUCAAUUUAUUUCUUUUAAUUGCAGAUAUGUCUGUACUAAACUGAGAAGUGACCUUAAAAAUAUAAACUACAUAUUGAGUUAGGUACUAGCCAGCGUUACCAUUUACAUGUAGAAAUAUGUUAAUAAAAGAAAUUAAUUUUUGUCUAACAGGAGUCGUCCCAUGGCAAUUACAUGGAUAUUUGUAGGUGUAGGUUGAUUGUACAGGUUCAUGUAUUAAUGUUACUCACCCUCAGGGCCAAGAAAUACAGUUCACAUUCUUUCACUAAAUGUUGUAAUUUUAGUACAGUGUAUAAAGGACAUGGCAUUUUAGAUGAAUAAACUUUUUAUUAACUUUU
Molecule: messenger RNA, 5591 nt
Organism: Cynoglossus semilaevis (tongue sole)
Lineage: Eukaryota; Metazoa; Chordata; Actinopteri; Pleuronectiformes; Cynoglossidae
Gene: pld2
Product: phospholipase D2
Exons: 25
Coding region: 185-3046 (953 amino acids)
Biological process (GO): regulation of vesicle-mediated transport; phosphatidic acid biosynthetic process; phospholipid catabolic process
Cellular component (GO): intracellular membrane-bounded organelle; plasma membrane region
Molecular function (GO): D-type glycerophospholipase activity; phosphatidylinositol binding
Source: RefSeq, a predicted model, not a curated record